CUAUGACGUAGUACGAUGACGUCACACUGCUUUCUGCAGUACAUAAACAUGAGAUGGCGACCAUACUAUUCGUUGAACGUCUUAGUUUCUGAAAUAACGUCGAGUUGUAUAAUAUGUCCUACGCCUCAGUUGCUGCUCGUGAUGCUCCUCCCCCGUCUGAGCAGCCUCAUCCAGAUCCUGCCCUCCUCACAACCAAACAAUCCACUCCAAGUAACGUUAUCGACGACACUUCCAAAGUUAAUGUAGUUUCCAGAGAUUUUAAAGAGAACCCUGCGACAUACACAUCCGAAACAUAUGUUCCAGAAGAUACUGAGGGUGAUCUCAUCGACCCGGGUAGGACACCCGGAAAAGGCAAACGCAGCAAGCGCCUUCAGGAGGUUCAAGCGGAAGGCACCUAUUUGUGGGAGGUCGCAAAGCAAUACUUGUUACGUCCAGGUGUUGCUGGUGGUCUUGUUGGCCUGGUAAAUAUCGGUCUUUUGUCCAGCGUGGGCUACGUGUUCUAUACCAAACCUGAGCUUCAGCGGAAUUUCACUGCCAUCAGUUCGGCAGCGGCAGGAGCUGUACUGUUGAUCGGGACUGAAGGCUGCGCAGCAGAGAAGUAUCGAAAGACCCCUAGAGGCCGCCAGGAAGAACGACGUGCACGUGAGGAGGGCACUCUCAUUUACAAACAGUUGCGCGAACACGUCUUUCGUCCGGGUGUUUUAGGUGGUUUGGUCGGACUAGCAAAUACAGCGAUUAUUGGAGCAGUGGGGUAUUACAGCUACGCAAAUUGGCACAAACCCAAAUGGAACCGGGAUGUCGUCACCGCUGUUUCAUUGAGCCUGCUCACGCUUUGGGGUGGCGAAGGAUAUCUUGCGGAACACUAUCGUGCGGAACAGCGCAGGCAGUGAUUACAAUAGGCCGUUACUGGAUUUUGGAAGAGAGCACUUGUACACUAUGUCAGCUUAAUUCGAUGAUAAUCUUUUACUGAGCAACGAGUCAGUGUGCUCGCA
Molecule: messenger RNA, 992 nt
Organism: Suillus paluster
Lineage: Eukaryota; Fungi; Basidiomycota; Agaricomycetes; Boletales; Suillaceae
Exons: 5
Coding region: 114-890 (258 amino acids)
Source: RefSeq, a predicted model, not a curated record